AUGUUUGAUGUAUCAGAUGUUGAACUUUAUUGUGAAGGGCCUGAUUUUAGUUUUUAUGUAAAACCUUAUUAUUUAAGGCUUCAUUUUCCUGGUAAUUUAGUUGAUGAUGAUCGUGUUAAUGCAUCUUAUGAUAUUUCAUCUGGUGAGAUGAAUAUAAAAAUACCAAAAGAAACUCCUGGAGAAGAAUUUUCAGACUUAGAUUUGUUAACGAAACUUUUAGCUCCAAAAAGUGUUAAAAAAGUUCCUGAAAAGCCUUUAAUUGAGAUCAUCGAUGAUAACAAUGAUGAGAAUAAUAAUCAGGAAAAUGAUAAUGAAUUGGAAGAAUUAUUUGGAAAAGAGGAUGAUAGACAAAAAUCUUAUAAAAAUAACAAUGAUUUUUUGAUAAGAGAGUUAAAUAAUGAUGUUAACAAUGAGGUUAAUGAUGUCAAUGAUGUCAAUGAUGUUAAUGUUAAUGAUGUUAAUGAUAAUAAACCUUUAAUUCAAGAGUUAUUUGAUGGAAAAAUUAAUGAUGAUAAAGAAGCUAAAAGAUUAUAUAAAUUAUUAGAGGAAGCUGAUGCUUAUAAUUGGGAAUUACCACAACAAAUUCCCAAUGAAAAAGAAUUAUUACCUAUAGCAAAAUAUGGUUUUAAUAAACUUUAUUCUGGAUAUUUCAUGCACAUACAAGAAACAUGUAAUGAAAUUAUAGACAUAACAGAUCCAGAACGUUCUACACCAGAAUCGCGUCGUCAAGAUCGAAUUAAUGCUGAAAAUAGCAAAUUUGAUCCGGACCAUUAUAUAGCAGAUUUUAUGUGUGCUGAAGAGAUUAAAAAUCUUAUUAAAUCAAAGAAUGUUUGGUGGAAGAGAUCAUCUGAUCUCAAUUUCACUGAAGAAGAAAACACAAUUAUGCGAAAUUUGACAAAUAAGCAAUAUUUAAUCGAAAAUGUAGGAUCAAUUUAUUAUGGAUUGAUAGAUUUAUUAUUUGCUUAUAGUUAUAAUUAUAGAGUAUUUGAAGGAGAAAAUACUGUUGAAUCACCAUGGAUGAUAGGCAAAAUAAGUCCAACAAUAUCUUGUCUUGAACAAUUCAACAGUAUAGAAGAGACGAUGAAAGCAUUAUAUCGUCGUUCAUUAGCCUACCCUUGGUAUAGAAAUUAUAAGCUUGCAAAAAAGUGCCAAGAGGAUGUUUAUGAUCUGUUAAAACUAGGAAAACGUGCAAUAUUAAAAGUUUUACUAGAAUUAAAAGAUUUAUUUGAUCAUCAUGACAUUUAUUAUGUGUAUUCAAAAAUUUGGUUAGAUGAUUAUUGUAUAUGGUGUCAAACUAAAGCCAGUGACAAGAUUAUUCGUUCUUUGGCACACAAAUUACAUCAUCAUAAAGUAUUGAAAUCGGAUACUGGAUGGCAUUUAGAGGAAUAUGAGCAUUUAGCAUUAGAGGAUGCACAAGAAAAACAAGCAAUGGAUUUAAAUUCAUAA
Rhizophagus irregularis DAOM 181602=DAOM 197198 is the source of this 1446-nucleotide messenger RNA. The record is from RefSeq and is a predicted model, not a curated record. Lineage: Eukaryota; Fungi; Glomeromycota; Glomeromycetes; Glomerales; Glomeraceae.